AUGGAAAAUUUCCCUCGUGACCUCAUCCGGAACUUCUCAAUCAUAGCCCAUAUUGACCACGGAAAAUCUACUUUGGCCGACAGAUUGUUGGAGUUGACAGGUACCAUUGGCAAGAGGCAAAAGGGGGUAAACUCCCAGGUCCUCGACAAGCUGAAAGUUGAACGAGAACGUGGCAUAACAGUCAAGGCGCAGACUGCCAGCAUGAUAUACUUAUCCGAAGGGAAGAAAUAUCUGCUUAAUCUCAUUGAUACGCCCGGGCAUGUUGACUUUGCGUGGGAGGUGUCGCGUUCUCUUGCCGCGUGCCAGGGAGCACUACUUCUCGUAGAUGCAACACAGGGCAUCCAAGCUCAAUCUAUAUCUGUCUUCCAUAUCGCCAAGGAACGAGGCCUCAAAAUUAUACCCGUCCUGAACAAGAUUGAUUUGGCCAUUGCCCAGCCAGAGCUUGUGGCAGCACAAAUGGAGUCAACGUUUGGCAUUAACCUCGCGGAUGUGAUACCUAUCUCUGCUAAGACAGGGAAAGGUGUUGAGAAUGUUUUGAAAGCCAUUGUCGAACGAAUACCCCCACCAGUAGGAGACGAGUCCGAUCCACUCAAGGCAUUACUUUUCGACUCAUCCUACGACCGGUACCGCGGUGUCAUUUCCCUCGUGAGCAUCCAGGGUGGAGUUCUUAGAAAGGGCGAUAGAAUUGUGUCAUGCCAUACCCGCAAGAAGUAUGAGGUGACCGAGCUGGGUAUAAUGCAUCCAGAGGAGGAACCCACGGCGAGUCUUGGUCCGGGACAAGUCGGAUACAUCGCGUGCAGCAUGAAGGAGUCAAGCGAAGCGUAUGUCGGUGACACGCUUCACCGUGUUGGGGAGUCCGUCGAGCCCAUACCGGGGUUUAAGCCCGUGAAGGCCAUGGUGUACGCAGGCAUUUACCCGAUUGACAGCAACGACUAUCCCAAGCUAGAGGAGUCUAUCAAAAGGCUUACGCUCACGGACCGGAGUGUGGAGGUUUCCCGAGAAUCAUCCACUGCUCUUGGCCAAGGAUGUCGGUUGGGGUUCCUAGGCACUCUCCACAUGGACGUGUUUCGCCAACGCCUGGAGGACGAGUAUGAUGCCAGUGUGAUCAUCACAGCGCCCACUGUACCAUACAAGGUGGUAUACCAUGAUAGGACUGCAAUAGUCAGCAAUCCGACUGAUUUUCCGGAUGUGACCGACUCCGCAAACAGGGUGAAGGAAAUUCAAGAACCGAUCGUGAACGCUUCCAUCGUAGUGCCACAGGACUACCUUGGGGAAAUGAUGGACCUGUGCUUCUCACAUCGCGCCGAGAACUUGGACCAUCGAUACUUGGAUGCUUCUGGAGCCUCUGCCCGUAUCAUAUUGACGUGCACACUCCCGCUGGCCGAGAUCGUGACGGACUUCUAUGACAAACUCAAAAGCCGAAGUUCUGGGUUCGCAAGUUUCGAUUACGAGGAUGCUGGUUACCAACCCAGCAACAUGCUCAAGAUGACCUUUCUCCUCAAUAGCAAACCUGUCGACGCCCUGGCCCUCAUUGUCCAUCGAUCAGCGGAGCAGGAGGUUGGCAGGGCGUGGGUGAAGAAGUUGCACAAGGUGAUACCCCGGCAAUUGUUCGAAGUGCCGAUCCAAGCGGCUGUGGGCCGCAGAAUCGUCGCUCGCGAGACGCUGUCUGCAAUGCGUGCAGACGUCACCGCAGGUCUAUACGGAGGACACUACGAGCGCAAGCUUAAGCAUCUGGAGAAUCAGAAGGAGAGCAAGCGCAAGAUGAAAAGGGUUGGUAGCAUCGACCUCCCACAGGAGGCGUUCUUCGAUAUUCUUCGAACUAAGAGUUCAUAG
This is a messenger RNA of Sparassis crispa, 1833 nucleotides long. RefSeq names its product Translation factor GUF1, mitochondrial. Gene Ontology annotation, molecular function: mitochondrial ribosome binding; GTP binding; GTPase activity. The record is from RefSeq and is a predicted model, not a curated record. Gene Ontology annotation, cellular component: mitochondrion. NCBI's taxonomy places the organism in Eukaryota, Fungi, Basidiomycota, Agaricomycetes, Polyporales, Sparassidaceae. The transcript has 20 exons. Gene Ontology annotation, biological process: positive regulation of translation. Bases 1 to 1833 code for a protein of 610 amino acids.